AUGGAGGGAGGCCUCGACCAGAAGGGGCGCAACCGCGAAGGCCGGCGGAGGCGGCGGACUCGGGCCUUCUGCUGUGCGGAGGUGGUCGGCGGGCACCACGUCUCCGGUAGCAGCAGCAGCAGCAGCAGCGGGCAGCACCUCACCGUGGCCUACCUCCACGACGACGGCAGCGACGGCGACCAGGCGGGAGACCGGAAGGAACCCUCCAACGUGGUGGCGGUGGCCCGGGCGGACGUGCUGGGGCGCGUGGAGGACAACUGGCUGACUCCCCUCGACGACCUGGUCGAUCUCGCUGAGCUCAGCGAACCCGCCAUCCUGCACCACAUCAAGCAGCGCCACGCACGCGACCUCAUCUAUGCACGCCAGACCAACGUGGGCCCCAUCCUGGUGAGCGUCAACCCGUACAAGGUCCUCACGAACCACCACGGGGAGCCCCACCUGCAACGCUUUGCCAAGGCCAAGGCCGACGGGUCCGGCUCGCCCCACAUCUACGGGGUGGCCGCUGCCGCCUACCAGCGCCUGCUCGCCGAGAAUCGCGACCAGUCCGUCCUCAUCAGGCACGUACCUACGACGCGGGCGGGUCCGCGAGCGGCACCGGUGGACUUGAGAUCUCCUCGUCCUGGCCACGACGGCGAUGAUGGUGAUGAUGAUAAUGAGGAUGAUGAUGAUGGCUCCCCCGGAGAGUCGGGUGCGGGGAAGACGGAAGGGACGAAGCUCAUCCUCAAGUACCUGUCCCACGCGAGCGGCCUCCUCCUCGCCAGGUCGCCGGCCCACCACGCCGGCGGCGGUGGCGAAUCGCCAUCAGCCGGGAGCAUCGAGCAGCGCCUCCUUCAGGCCUCUCCCAUCCUCGAGGCCUUCGGCAACGCCAAGACGGCCCGCAACAACAACUCCUCUCGCUUCGGCAAGUUCGUGAAGAUAUUCUUCGACGCCCGCGGGCGCAUGCAGGGCGCCGAGGUCAUCAGCUACCUGCUGGAGAAAUCACGCAUCUGCACGCAGAGCCACACGGAACGCAACUACCACUCCUUCUACCAGCUGUGCGCAGGACUCGAUGAGACACGCAAGACGGAGCACUUUCGGUACCUCAGCCAGGGCUCCUGCACCCGCAUUGACGGCGUGGACGACGCCAAAGACUUCCACACACUUACGGAUGCGCUCACCGUGCUGGGCGUCGGCGCAAAAGAGCAAGACGCCAUCUUCCAGAUCAUGGCUGCCAUUUUGCAUCUGGGCAACAUGCAGUUUUGCAAGCGUCGCGGCACCUCUGCCAAGGGCGCCAUGGUGGAUAGCCAAGAGGACUUGCGUCUGGCGGCCCAACUGCUGGGGCACCGCGCGGAGGAGCUCGAGCGGGUGCUCUGUAGCCGCACCAUGGGGUCCUCCUCCCGCAACUCCAUCUACGUCAUCCCUCUCUCCCCCGACGAGGCCCGUCAGUCGAGCGAUGUGUUGUCGAAGGCCCUGUACGAGGCCCUCUUCCAUUGGCUGGUAAAGCGCAUCAAUCAGACCCUCGCGCCUGCCCGGUCGUCGGCGCCCGCCUUCAAGUCUAUCGGCGUGCUCGACAUCUUCGGGUUCGAGAUCUUCGACACCAACUCCUUCGAACAGUUGUGCAUCAACUACGCCAACGAGAAGCUGCAGCAGCUCUUCAACCAGCACAUAUUCCAGCAGGAGCAGGACGAGUACGAGGCCGAGGGGAUCGAUUGGAUCACCAUCGAGUUCAACAACAACCACGAGUGCGUGGAGCUCCUCGAAAAGAAACCUGCGGGCGUGUUUCCGCUGCUCUCGGAGGAGUGCCGGGUGCCCAAGGGAAGCGACCAGGGCUUCCUGGCCAAGGUCACGAACGCCCACGCCCGCAGUCCCUCCUUCGUCAAGUGCGACCACCACCACAACCACCACCACCAGCAGCAGCGCAGCACCUGCCCGACGAACGCCGUCGCAGCACUUCAAGGUCGCCACUAUGCGGAGGUGGUGGAGUACUGCGUGGAGGCUAUGACGACCAAGAACAACGACCACAUGGCCGUCGACUUGACCCUGCUCCUCCAGCAGAGCAGCGCCUUCCCCUUCCUCGCCUCCCUGUUCGCCGGCACCGGCACCGCCACCGCCGCCAAGCAACGCCCCACCCUCGCCGACCUCUUCAGGGCCCAGCUGGACCGCCUCGUGGCCACUCUCUCGGCGACGGAUCUGCACUUUGUGCGGUGCAUCAAGCCCAACGGGGCCAAGCAGCGGGACCUCUUCGAGCCCUUCGAGGUCCUCCGGCAGCUGAGGUGCGCGGGCCUCAUGGAGUGUGUGCGGAUCCGGCGCGACGGAUACCCCGUGCGCCUCCCCUUCCCGCACUUCUACCGCCGGUACCGGGUGCUGCUGCUGCUGCGGCAGAAGGGAGCCGAUGCCGCGUGGAGGAGCGAGGAAGCCGCCCUGCGGCCCGGCGACGCUGAGGCCGCCCACGCCUUUUACGUCGGCGCCUGUGAGGCGUUGGUGGAGCACAUCCAUAAGCAGCAGGCCCACAUCUGCUUCGACGGGGUGCAGAUGGGCCGGUCCAAGGUCUUCCUGGGCGCCAAGGAGUACGUCCAGAUCAACGGCCUUCGCGAUGCCGCGCUGCACUGCUUCGCCCUCGUCAUCCAGACUCGGUGGCGGGCGUAUCGAGCACGGCAGCGCAGGCGGAGGGAGAAGGCGGCCAUCGUCAUUCAGAGAUGUUGGCGGCGGCACGUGGGACGCAGGCUGUCGCGUAGCAUGGCCCUGGCGAGGGAGGCCCGGCUCAAGGAGGAGCAGCGGCGACAGCAGCGGGAGCAGCGGGCCAGGCAGCGCAUGUCCCAAUCUGCAGUCGUGGCCACAGGAGGAGCGGGAAGGAGGAGGUCUCUGGCCUCCCCGCGGAUCUCGCGGGCGGCGAUGACGCCACCAUCGACGCCGCCGCCGGCCGAACGCAAGUCGCGGGUGCGAGCGGGGUCCUACCCCGACCUGCGCACGGUCUUUGGCGCGCCCGAGUCCCCCCCUAUGCCCCCCACGCCCCUCCCCUGGUUCCUCCCCCGCGACAACGGCCUCCCCCCGCCGAAGAGGUUCGAGGGCCACGUGGGGUUCACCCUGAGCAUCGACGGCGCUCGCCUUCUCCCCUCCAACUGCGUAGCCGCCACGGUGCUGGGGCAGCUGUACCGGGCCACGGGCAAGAAGAUGGGUCCGGAGAUGCUCGCCCUUCCCGCCCUGGUCUCCUCCGCACAUAACCCCGUCUUUGCGUAUCACCGUACGAUACGGAUGCGGAUGACCGACGCCACCCUCACGCUCGUGGCCAAGGGCACCGGGCAGCAGAAGGUGCUGGGCUAUGCCACCCUCAACGUCUUUUGCCUCGCCAACUCCCGCCGGCAGCCCGCCGACCCGCACCUCGCCCACCCUCAGGUGGUCCUCAAUGAGGGCUGCUUCCAGGUGCCCCUCAAGCAGGCGCCGCCGGCCGGGCAGAGCAUACGGCACGGCAUGCUGCACACCGCCCCGCCCGUGCCCUGCGCCUCUCUGCUUCUCCGGAUCACGCCCGUGGCUUCCGCCGCAAGCACACCGCCGCCCUACGAAUCGGGGGCCUACGACUCCACCAUGUGCGCCUUCAGCAAGAGCGAUGAGGCCAAAGCCCUUGCCCGCCUAUCGCGCCCCAACGUCCGGCUGAGCGGUGUGCUGGCCCAGUGCUGCGACGACGAACAGGUGCGCAGGGAGGCGGCGGAAGGUGGCGGACCGGCGGUGGAGGCCUGGUUCAGUGCGACCUUCUCCAACCGAACCGCAGACGACAAACCUCUGCGCACCUUCCUCGACCCCACGCCCGACGCCUGA
Molecule: messenger RNA, 3792 nt
Organism: Acanthamoeba castellanii str. Neff
Lineage: Eukaryota; Discosea; Longamoebia; Acanthamoebidae
Product: myosin head (motor domain) domain containing protein
Exons: 30
Coding region: 1-3792 (1263 amino acids)
Biological process (GO): actin filament organization; vesicle transport along actin filament
Cellular component (GO): cytoplasm; vesicle; actin cytoskeleton
Molecular function (GO): microfilament motor activity; ATP binding; actin filament binding
Source: RefSeq, a predicted model, not a curated record